UGACCGGAAGUGAACAGAGCUGUCACGCGCCGGUGCACCUGUAAUGAGCCAGAAUCGGAACCCAACGCUACAGUGCGGGGUCACCGAUACCACGCUGGUUCUCAUGUCUGACCGGAACUCAACAGUGGCGGUGACGCACAUUUACUACCACCGAAGAAGAAGAAACCUGGUGACGUUGUCAGACUGCGCCGAGGGGUGAAACGUGGGGAGAAGACGGUAGAGCGGAUCAGUGGAGUGUCCCCACGUGAAACGGCGUGAGCAUGGCUUCGACCCAAGACACGGAGGUUCAGUUCGCACAGAGAUUAGCGUCUAACGAGAAGCCCAUCCGGACCAAGGCCCUGAAGAAACUGAGGAAAUACAUUAGCGUCAGAUCGCAGAAAGACACAGGUGGAUUCACGGGGGAUGAGCUGCUCAAGCUGUGGAAGGGCCUCUUCUACUGCCUGUGGAUGCAGGACAAGCCGCUGCUGCAGGAGCAGCUGUCAAACCAGAUAUCCACUUUGAUCCACAGCUUCCACAAUCUCAAUGGACAGAUGUUGUACCUAGAGAGCUUCCUGCAGACGUUUAAAAGAGAGUGGACUGGUAUCGACAGGCUGCGAAUGGACAAGUUCUUCCAGCUGGUUCGCUUCAUGUUCAAGCAGACAUUUGAGUUGCUGAAGAAGAGAAACUGGGACAGCAGUGUGGUGGGACGGUUUCUGGAGCUUCUGACAACUCAGCUCCUGCAGAGCGACAGUGCCGCCCCCAGCGAGCUACAGCUUCACAUCCUGGACCUGUACUUGACUGAACUGGCAGCUGUGGGUUCAGCAGAGCUCACUGCUGAACAGAACCUGGUCUUCAUUGAGCCGUUCUGUAACAAAGCAGCAGAAACCAAAGAUCAAAUUCUCUUUGGAGCCAUCUGCAGCAGCAUUUUCAGCACCAUUAUCAACCAGGCUCCCUUUGCCAUCGAAGACCUCAUAAAGGAGGUGAAAGCGCUUGAAUCGGACUCGGACUCAGGGCAGGCUUCUGCAGAGGAUGAUGACGAUGACGGAGACCAGAUACAAAAGAAAAGGAGCUUAGGGCCUGUCAAUAAAGAGAAGCAGGUCAAUGGAUGUAAAUCAAAGGAUGAGGGCGAUGACUUUGAUCAUUUGGAAGACUUGGACCCAGAGCUGCCAUGUGACAAUGAUGACGACAUAGGACCAGUCCUACAGUUUGACUAUGCAGCAGUGGCAGACAAGCUGCUGGAGUUGGCCAGCCAGAGCAGCUCGCCCAGCUACAACCGACAGAAGCUCUACAGCAUCAUCAAAGUACUGCGAGACCUAAGUGAAGGCAUCUUUCCUCAGGAUGAAUGUCCAGAGGAUGAGUCCACAGAUGAGGAUGAGGAUAUGUUUGGCAGCAGGAAGAAGAUGAAGAGAGUAGUAGCGCCUACGGAGGGUGAGGAGGGAGCACCAUCGGCUAAGAAAAGGAGGAAAAAGAAGGCAGCCGCAAUAAGCAAUGAUGACGGUGAACAAGCUGAGCUUAGUACUAACGAUCAGAAGAGGAAGAAGAGGAAGAGGAGGAGGAAUAAGAAAGCUAGUCAAGGUGCAGGAGAUGAAGAAUGCUCAGGGACGUCAAAUACAUCUGUACCUGCAGAAACCCUGCUUCACUCUGAGAAGUUAGUUCUAGAAGAAGCCAUUCUGGGCCAAAGUCAACCCCCAACCACGAAGAAGAAAAAGGGAGAGAAGGGCAAGGAGUGGCAAAAGGUCACGGCUCAGCCGGAGGAGGCAUCUGUUGCAGACGCUUCAUUCUCAAAGAAAGGAAGUCAAGAAGGUCAGAAACCGACCAGACCAGCAAGUGUUGAGGCACCACACAAAGAAACCAAGAAGAAAAAGAAAGCGGUUAAUGGGAAACCUGGGGGCAGACAGGCUGAAUCAGAUGCUAAUGGUCUGAUCUCAGAUGAUGGUCUCCCACCACCACAGUCUGAAGUUUCAGCCACAAAAAAGAAAAAGCGCCGCAAGACUGAGGAGGAAGGAAAACCUGCUGAGACCUGGCAUCAUUCCACCACAACGCCCGGAGAGAAGGCAGAGGACAGUGUCCUGCAGGAAGAGAAAGGUCACAUGUCUGAGGUCACUAAUCAAAGCACAAAGAAGAAAAGGAGAUUAAAGCAGAAAGAGCAGGACAUCAGAGCAGGAGUAGAAACCACUGAAGGGCAGGACGCUGAGACCAUAACGGCACCACCCACGAGGAAGAAGAAGUCCAAAGAGGGCAGGAACCAGGUGGUUUCUGAGACACCAUCCUCCAGGAAGACACCCAAGAAGAGGAAGAUCCCUGUGACGUUUGAAUAUGAGGCUGAGGAGCUGGAGGAGGCUGGAGCAAAGGAUGUUGGAGGGCCGUCGUCGACGCCGAGCGCUAACCUAAACAAGGCAAAGCCUGCCUCACACCCGAUGAGUGACUUCAUCACGUUUCAGAGCAACGUCUCUGUCCCAACGCCGCUCUUCUGCAAAGCCAAGGGAGGCCCCAGCACCCCGCUGGCCAGGGGGAAGGUAACGAAGUGUCAAACUCCCAAAUCAGACUCUAAGAAAGUGACCUUUGGUCUAAAGAGUAACAAAACUGCAGAGUUCAAGAAGACAGAUCGCAGCCUGUUGGUGAGUCCAGACGGCUCGUCCCGCGUGGCCUUUGACCCCAAACAGAAACCCAAGUUCGGAGUGUUGAAGUCGCCCUCCAUCCACAAAGUGAAGAGCAGCUCGUGUAAGCGACGGCCGUCGGCAGCAGACUUCUUCUAGCGCAGGCUGAGGAAUCUAUCACAAGGUGUUUUCAUCUUCGCCUGAUAUUAGUGUUAAGUGAGAGGACUUUUAAUAAAGUUGUUCAUUUGA
This is a messenger RNA of Betta splendens (Siamese fighting fish), 2825 nucleotides long. RefSeq names its product ribosomal RNA processing protein 1 homolog A-like. Gene Ontology annotation, biological process: rRNA processing. The transcript has 17 exons. Lineage: Eukaryota; Metazoa; Chordata; Actinopteri; Anabantiformes; Osphronemidae. Gene Ontology annotation, cellular component: preribosome, small subunit precursor; preribosome, large subunit precursor; nucleus. The record is from RefSeq and is a predicted model, not a curated record. The coding region runs from base 261 to 2735 and encodes 824 amino acids.